AUGUUUGGUAAAUCAGACUCUGAUGAGCUGCUACCUGUUGUGGAUGCAUUUAAUUUGAUGACGUAUGAUUUCUCCAAUCCGUCUAGACCUGGACCUAACAGCCCGUUAUCUUGGAUGGAGUCCUGUGUAUUGGCCCUCGCCCCUGAUGAUAACCCCGAGGUCAGACAGAAAAUUCUCCUGGGGCUAAACUUUUACGGCAAUGAAUACUCUGUUGGAGGGGGGGCCAUAUAUUUAGACAUUGUAAAGAAAUAUAAGCCCAAGUUUAAAUGGGAUGAACCUUCAGAAGAGCAUGCGGCAGAAUAUAAUGUCAUUUUUUACCCAACAUUACUUUCUCUACAGAAACGAAUAGAUCUUGCUAAACAACUGGGAACAGGAAUCUCUAUCUGGGAAAUUGGACAAGGACUGGACUACUUUUAUGAUUUAUUGUGAUCUCUAGAUAAUAAAUCUUGUUGUGUUU
Saccostrea cuccullata (small rock oyster) is the source of this 457-nucleotide messenger RNA. Its product is annotated as chitinase domain-containing protein 1-like. Gene Ontology annotation, cellular component: endomembrane system. The coding region runs from base 1 to 429 and encodes 142 amino acids. The record is from RefSeq and is a predicted model, not a curated record. Lineage: Eukaryota; Metazoa; Mollusca; Bivalvia; Ostreida; Ostreidae. The transcript has 5 exons. Gene Ontology annotation, biological process: carbohydrate metabolic process. Gene Ontology annotation, molecular function: oligosaccharide binding.